UGGAGAGAGGGUGCAAUUCCGAGAAACCAAAUCCCAGAAACUCCACUUUGGACGUGUUUGGUUUCAUCUUUUUCUCCGAGAAAGGGCCACCCCACGUUUCACUUUCACUUUUCGCUUUGGGAAAUGAUGCCAUUGUGUCCGGCAAAACUCAUCAUGUAGGAGACUACUCGACCCUCGCUUUCCCUUUUCCCCUUUUCACCAGGUGGGCACGUCAGAAUCCUUUGAUUCUCAACCCCAGUUUCUGACUUAUUUUGGCUAUGGAGGAAGACAAGUACGCCAAGGAAUUGGAGGUGGCCGUGAGGGUGGUCCACGUCGCGUGUGCUCUGUGCGGGAGAGUACAGGAGAGGCUCCUUGAGACCAGCAAUGAUCACGUUGUGUCCAAGGAUGAUGAUUCUCCUGUUACUGUUGCAGACUUUAGUGUUCAAGCAACCAUUAGUUGGUUAUUAUCAGAAAUAUUUGGAGUUCAAAACGUAUCAAUUGUGGCCGAAGAAGACAUACAAACCAUCUCAAAGGAUGAAUCAGCAAGCUUGCUGGAUAAUGUUGUGAACACUGUGAAUGAGUCUUUAGCUUUUGCAUCCAAGUAUGGUCUUCAAAGUCCAGAGACAACUCUAGGAUCAACUGAAAUUCUUGAGGCCAUUUCCCGUUGCAACUCAACUGGAGGCCCCAGUGGAAGACAUUGGGUACUUGAUCCUGUUGAUGGCACAUUAGGAUUUGUACGUGGGGAUCAGUAUGCUGUUGCUCUAGCUCUGAUUGAGGAUGGAAAAGUUGUUCUUGGAGUUCUUGGUUGUCCUAACUACCCAGUAAAGACAGAAUUGCUUAAUUAUCAUUCUCGGCAUCACCAAACAAUGGCGCAAUCGUCUCUAACAACUCCUGAUACUGGAGGAAAAGGAUGCGUAUUGUACGCAAAAAGCGGCAGUGGUGAGGCUUGGUUGCAGUCAUUGAUUGAUGGAGAGAAAAUGCUGGAAUGGCCAAAUCGUGCUAGACUUAUUCGUGUUUCUUCAAUUGAUGAUCCGGCAUUGGCAACUCUCUGUGAACCAGUGGAAAGGGCAAACUCAAACCAUUCAUUCACAGCUGGACUUGCUCACAGUGUGGGACUUAGGCUCUCAACUUCUUCUUGUACUCUUUCGCCACCAACUUUAUUUGGAUCCAACAAAUUACAGGCUACCUCAAUGACACCUUCACCACGUGCAAGUGCCAUGGCCUGUACAAAGGGAAGUCCACCACCUCUUCCACUGACCCGUUUGGCAAUUCUCCGAACAGCAUUAAUAUCAUAA
This is a messenger RNA of Vigna umbellata (rice bean), 1274 nucleotides long. RefSeq names its product HAL2-like protein (gene HL). Gene Ontology annotation, molecular function: 3'(2'),5'-bisphosphate nucleotidase activity. Lineage: Eukaryota; Viridiplantae; Streptophyta; Magnoliopsida; Fabales; Fabaceae. The record is from RefSeq and is a predicted model, not a curated record. Gene Ontology annotation, biological process: sulfate assimilation; phosphatidylinositol phosphate biosynthetic process.